AUGUUAAAUUUUAAAAUUGGAUUUCCAUCCAAUUAUGGUGAAGCAAGUUAUUGGCAUUAUCCGAAAUCAUCACCGCAUAUUCCAACUUCAGACUUACCAAUGAAAAAUAUUCGUCCUACUUGUCACGAAAAUUUAACGCAAUUCUUACUGAACACAACAUUUCAUGGCCUUAAAUUCGUUGGAACCGAAUUUCUAUUUUUAUCUGCAUUUAUUACUGCAUUUGUCAUUGCCUUGUAUUUUAUAUUCGAUGUUUAUAAUAAAUGGGAUAAUUCACCUGUAAUUGUCGGCAUAAGCCCAUUUGCAAUUCCAAUUGGAAAAAUGCCUUUUCCAGCUAUAACAAUUUGUAAUGUUAAUCAAGUUUUAAAAAGUAAAGUUGAAAGUCUUCUUAAUAACUCAUUUAAAGGCUCUUUAGUUUUGGAGUUAUGUAAUCAAGAGAAUGACAUUGAUGCAGAAAAAUUGGGAAAUUUGAAUUUUACAACUAGUGUCAAAGAUUUCGAAGAUUUUUUUGUUCAAGUUUCUCAACCAUGUCAUAAACUAGUUACACAUUGUGUAUUUGGUGGUGUAAAACAAAAUUGUACAGAAAUUUUCCAACCCUUAAUAACUGAUGAAGGACUAUGUUGCACAUUUAAUAAAUUACAUACAGGUUUCUUUUUCAAAAAAAAAAAUUUUUUUUUUUUUAGUUAUAGAUUAGAUAACGUAUUCGCUCAAGAUGGUGCUUUUCCUGUAAAUUGGACAUCUUCGUCAGGAUAUGUUGGAAAAUUACCAAAAAAAUAUUAUCCUAGGCCAGGUGUAGGUAUUGGUGUAUCAAACGGACUAUCAAUUGUAUUAGAUGCAGAAGUUCAUGAAUAUUUUUGCUCUUUUACGCAUGGUGCUGGUUUUAAAAUUUCUAUACAUAGUCCCAAUGAAAUACCGAAUGCUAAGGAAACGGGGCUAUUAAUUGGUGUAGGCAUGGAAGCAAGAAUUCGUGUUAAUGUUAAAAUUACUGAAGCAACAAACGCGGUUCGAUCUAUUCAACGAAAAUAUCGUCAGUGUAUUUUUGAAGAAGAAAGUGAAUUAUUAUCAUACGCUGUUUAUAGUAAAAGAAAUUGCAAUAUGGAAUGUGAUGCAAAACGCUUGUAUAAAAAAUGUAAAUGCAUUGAUUAUUAUAUGCCUCAUAUAUAUUCAAAUAUCACAACUUGCGGUUUAAAAGAUAUUUUGUGUAUAAAAAAUGGUACAAAUGUUUAUCUUGAUCCAAAUGAUCCAGUUGAUAAUGAGUAUAUUAAAUGUAAUGCAAAAUGUUUACCAGGAUGUUUUGAUUAUGUUUAUAAGGGUGAUAUGUUUGUGUCACCAAUAAUUAGCGGAAAAUUUAAAUUAAAAAAUAAAUUUAUUGAAGAAAUGGAUCCAGAAUUAGUACGAAGUAGCAUUACGAUAUUGAAUUUUUUUUACACAGAAAAUUCAUUUCAUCCAGAUAGUAAAGAUCAGUUUAUUGGAAUGACUGAAUUUUUAUCUUAUACUGGUGGAUUAAUGGGUUUAUUUCUUGGUUUCAGUACAAUUUCAAUCAUUGAAAUUAUUUAUUUUUGUACAUUUCGUCCAUAUUGUGCUCGUUACCGUUAUAACAAAGAAUUAAAAUCGAUGACACGUCAGGAAACUGAAAAGGGAAUGAUCGUUAAUUUUAAUCAGGAAAAUGUACUAAAAUUUCACGAACAAUUUAAUGCAAUUAAGCCGCCCAAUAAAAUUGACUACAGAAUGUAG
Messenger RNA from Condylostylus longicornis, 1731 nucleotides. Its product is annotated as pickpocket protein 28-like. Gene Ontology annotation, molecular function: ligand-gated sodium channel activity. Gene Ontology annotation, biological process: sodium ion transmembrane transport. NCBI's taxonomy places the organism in Eukaryota, Metazoa, Arthropoda, Insecta, Diptera, Dolichopodidae. Gene Ontology annotation, cellular component: membrane. The transcript has 9 exons. The coding region runs from base 1 to 1731 and encodes 576 amino acids. The record is from RefSeq and is a predicted model, not a curated record.